Messenger RNA from Encephalitozoon cuniculi GB-M1, 354 nucleotides. RefSeq lists its product as uncharacterized. Lineage: Eukaryota; Fungi; Microsporidia; Unikaryonidae. The record is from RefSeq and is marked provisional. The transcript has a single exon. Bases 1 to 354 code for a protein of 117 amino acids.
AUGGAGGAGAACGUUACAGAAGACAGUAUCCUAAGCACCGAGCUUAGAGGCCAGGAGAUCCGAAUCGAAGAGGUUCCGAACGAGGACACGCUUGUGGUGUACUUAUCGCGAGGUGGUAGAAAUGCAAAGGAAUCCCAAAGCGCAAAUAGCAAUAACACAGGCGACAUCGAUAAACACGGGAGGCAUAGAGCUGAUAACUGCAUCUGCCUUUCAAAGGUGCACUACGAAAUAGAUGGAGACAUUCUCUGCAUCAGAGAGAUGAAGCCAUUUGUCUACAUCAACAAAAUCUCGAUCCUGCGCCGACGCAGUACAAAUAAGACAAAGGAAGAUACUGAGACACAGAAAAGUCCAUAG